AUGCCCAACGAAAAGGAUUUCGCUUCCCUGUUCCAGACUGUUGAUGAACAUCCUGAACCAAUCAAUGCAGAGGUAAAGGGUAACCUCCCCUCCUGGCUGAGGGGAACCUUACUCAGAAAUGGUCCAGGUAAAUUCGAGUGCGGCGACACUUCGUUUAAGCACCUGUUUGAUGCCCAAGCACUUCUCCACCGUUUCCACAUAGAAGAUGGUCAUGUGACCUACAGUAACAGGUUCAUAAGAAGUGAAAGCUACGCCGAUUCUCUAAAACGCGGGGACUCCAUUCACAUGCAGUUCGGCACUUUUAUACCCCCAGACCCGUGCCAGAACAUCUUCUCCCGUUUGUUCUCGUGGUUUUGGAAAGAGGAAAUCGGCAGGGAUAACACUCUUGUCAAUGUGUUUCCUAUCAAAGGCAAGACUUACGCAGCGACCGAGACAAACUUCAUCUAUGAGAUCGACCCCAAAACCUUGGAAACUUUGAAGAGGGUCGACCUCCUAAAGGAGUUUCCAGGUAAUGACAUAAACCAAAAGCUAUGUUCUAUGAGUUUGGCUCCUUUGUCUCAUACUCUUUCAAGAUUAGGUCGACCUGACUAACUUUAUUGUACAAUGACAAUGGUGAUGGCGAAGGCGUUGGCAAUGAUUAAGGUUGGCCUGUCCUUUUACUGAUUCAUUACAUGCUGGUCUUAAAUUUAAAGUAGACUACGAUUCAAUCAAUCGUUAUCAAUUAAUUAUUCUAAGUGUUCAAUUGGCUUUUCUUCUAUCCAUCAGCUGACGUAAAGAUCAAUUCUGCGACAGCCCAUCCUCACGUAACCUCAGACAAAUCAGUGAUCAACAUCUCUGCCACGUAUGGUCGAACUUCCACCUACAACAUUAUUCAAAUACCACCAUCCUCUGAAAAACCAGACGAGCGUCCUUUGGAAGGAGGUAAGGUCCUUUGUUCCAUCCCAGCCACAAAUGGGCUCGGCUACAUGCACAGUUUCUGUAUCACAGAAAAUUAUUUCGUAAUUACCGAACAGCCACUCGUUCUGGAUUUAUGGCGGGCUAUAACCCACAGGUUUUCUGGAUCUUGUCCUGCGGACUUUCUAUGCUGGGAUCCAGACAGACUCACCAAGUUUCACGUGGUCGACAGAGAAAGUGGAACGCGUGUUGGUGUCUUCACAGCGGAUCCAUUUUUGGUCUUUCACCACAUCAACGCGUUCGAAAAAGAUGGCAAAAUUUUUUUGGACGGUUGUUGCUUUCACGACGACUCUAUUAUUCGUCAAGUGUAUCUUAUUAACCUGCGUUCCACCAAUCAAGAAAAACAAAAGAAGUAUGACGUCGCUGAGGUUCGCCGGUACGAGCUACCACUGAAAGAGCUUGGAAACGUGGAGGUAGAAAAACCUCUCCCCAAAGGAGCUGACGGACUGGACUACACUUUGCUGUAUACUGGAUUGGAACUACCGCAAUUUAAUUACGCAGAGAAAAACGGCAAGCCAUACAAGAUUGUCUAUGGUUUGUUACCAAAUCCAGAUGAUCCAUUCGGUCAACUGGGGAAACUGAAUGUUGAGACGAAGGAAAUCCUUAAGUGGGAGGAGCCUGGGAGUCAACCUUCGGAGCCUGUGUUUGUUAAAGCUCCUGAUGGGAAGGACGAAGAUGACGGUGUGGUGCUGUCAUGCGUCAUAAACGUCUCUGACCAGACCACCUCUCUGCUGGUGUUGGACGCGAAAGAUUUUAAAGAGCUUGGUCGUGCUGUGGCCAAAGUGGUGUCUCCAAUGUCAUUUCAUGGAAUUUUUCAGCAAGAACAAGGACUAUAACUACCGGACUGAAUUUUUUUCCCUCCAAGAUGAUUCUCUCUUGUACUAGAUGAAAAAAAAAACUUUGCAUAUAGAAUUUUGAGAAAUGACAGAGGUUAAAUAUGCAAAAUCUGGCUGUGAUAUGAUCUGAAGCGUAAUACUGCAGAUAUAUUUCGUGAUUUUUUAUGGGGUGAGUUUAUUAAACUAAUCCCAGCUCCAACCAUGAGUCCUGGAAGGUUCUCUCGAUGGAAAUUUAGAUCGAAAAUCAGGUAUUGAAAGCCACACGUGCGAUUUCUUUAAUCAAAUCAAUCUCUAAGGGUUAUUGUUAAUUGUCGUCAAAUAACGUGCAAAAAAACUAUACAAGAACA
Molecule: messenger RNA, 2137 nt
Organism: Pocillopora meandrina
Lineage: Eukaryota; Metazoa; Cnidaria; Anthozoa; Scleractinia; Pocilloporidae
Source: the annotation of a GenBank genome assembly